Molecule: messenger RNA, 2480 nt
Organism: Sebastes umbrosus (honeycomb rockfish)
Lineage: Eukaryota; Metazoa; Chordata; Actinopteri; Perciformes; Sebastidae
Product: gastrula zinc finger protein XlCGF57.1-like
Exons: 3
Coding region: 344-2449 (701 amino acids)
Biological process (GO): regulation of transcription by RNA polymerase II; central nervous system development
Cellular component (GO): nucleus
Molecular function (GO): RNA polymerase II cis-regulatory region sequence-specific DNA binding; DNA-binding transcription factor activity, RNA polymerase II-specific
Source: RefSeq, a predicted model, not a curated record
GACCAAAAUGGUGUCUAUCGUGAGUAAAAACAACAGAGUCCGUUCAUUGUGGUGAGGAAGUGUGUGUGAGCUCCAUCAGAGCCUCUGUGUGUCUGGAUACACCUGUCUGAAUGGACUUUGUGCUCUUCAGCUUUUAUUCUGAAGGUCUGACCUCUGACUCAUCUCCCGGUAGCCUACAAAGCUACUGAAGUUAGCUUAGCAUGCUAGCUGGUUAGCAACACAGCUGCUAGUCAGAGUGACCGUUUGAUGGAGAGCAAACUGUGUUUCUGACGGAGUCUGAUGGAGAGCAAACUGUGUUUCUGACGGAGUCUGAUGGAGAGCAAGUUUCUGUCAUUGUGGUAAAAUGUGUAAAGUCCAGAUGCUGAGAGCGUUGGUGAAGCAGCGACUAACUGCGGCUGCUGAAGAGAUAUGUGGGCUGUUUGAAAGAACGAUAGCAGAGUACGAGGAGGAACUCUCUCGAUCAAAAGAGGAGAACGAGCGACAACAGAAACUACUGGACGCUGUUUUACACCCUCAGCUUCAGUUACACAGAGCAGACGACCAGCAGCUGUUGGUGGUUGAAGAAGAGGUUACCACUGAGCAGCAGGAGUGGUGCCUCAGUCUGGACCAGGAGGACCCAAAGCCCCCACACAUUAAAGAGGAACCAGAGGAACUCUGGACCAGUCAGGAGGGAGAGCAGCUUCAAUGGCUGCAGGAGGCUGAUAUCAAGUUCCCAUUCACUCCUGGCCAUGUGAUGAGUGAAGAAGAUGAUGAAGAGAAGCCUCAGUCCUCACAGCAUCGUCAAACACAAACUGAGAAGAACAGAGAGACAGAGCAUUUGAAAACAGAAGCUGAUGGAGAGGACUAUGGAGGACCAGAACCAGCCAGGAACUCAGAUACACAUUUACAAUCGGAUACUAGUGACGAGACUGGAGACUCUUCUGAAAGUGAGACUGAUGCCAGUGGAGAUUGGGAGGAGACCAGAGAACCUCAGUCAGGUUUAAACUUUCUGAAUAAUGAUGAAGUCAGUAAUUUGAGAUGUUUCAUUGAAAGUGGAAAUCCGAAGAGACACGUGAGAGCUCAUACAGGAGAGAAACCUUUUAGCUGCUCAGUUUGUAAGAAAUCUUUUACACAGAGUGGAAGUUUACAGAUGCACAUGAGAUUACACACAGGAGAGAAACUUUUCAGCUGCUCAGUAUGUGGUAAAGGUUUCAUCAACAAUGGAAAUCUGAAGAGACACAUGAGAACUCAUACAGGAGAAAAACCUUUCAGCUGCUCACUUUGUCAGAAAUAUUUAACACAGAGUGGAAGUUUACAGACGCACAUGAGAGUACACACAGAUGUCCAGCAGCUGUUGGUGGUUAAAGAAGAGGUUCCCCCUGAGCAGCAGGAGUGGAGCUCCAGUCUGGACCAGGAGGACCCAGAGCCCCCACACAUUAAAGAGGAACAGGAGGAACUCUGGACCAGUCAGGAGGGAGAGCAGCUUCAAUGGCUGGAGGAGGCUGAUAUCAAGUUCCCAUUCACUCCUGGCCAUGUGAAGAGUGAAGAAGAUGAUGAAGAGAAGCCUCAGUCCUCACAGCAUCACCAAAUACAAACUGAACAGAUGGAAACAGAAGCUGAUGGAGAGGACUGUGGAGGACCAGGAUCAGCCAGGAACUCAGAUCCAGAAACAUAUUUACAACCGGAUACUAAUGACAGGACUGGAGACUCUUCUGAACCUGAGACUGAUGCCAGUGGAGAUUGGAAGGAGACCAGAGAACCUCAGUCAGGUUUAAACUCUCUGAAUAAUGAUGAAGUCCCUGUCGGUGAUUUGAGAUGUUUCAUUGAAAGUGGAAAUCCGAAGAGAGACAUGAGAACUCAUACAGGGGGAGACCCGUUCAGCUGCUCCGUGUGUGAUAAAGGUUUCAUUAAAAGUGGAGAUCUGAAGAGACACAUGAGAACUCACACAGGAAAAAACCCUUUCAGCUGCUCAGUUUGUAAUCUUCUUUUUACACAGAGUAGACCUUUACGGAGACACAUGAUGACUCACACCGUAGUGAAACCUUUCAGCUGCUCAGUGUGUGGUAAAGGUUUCAUUGAAAGUGGAGAACUGAAGAGACACAUGAGAACUCACACAGGAGAGAAACCUUUCACCUGCUCAGUUUGUGAGAAAUCUUUUACACAGAGUGGAAGUUUACAGAUGCACAUGAGAAUCCACACAGGAGAGAAACCUUUCAGCUGCUCAUUUUGUGCUAAAGGUUUCAUUAAAAAUGGAGAUCUGAAGAUACACAUGAGAACUCACACAGGAGAGAAACCUUUCAGCUGCUCAGUGUGUGGUAGAUGUUUCAUUAAAAGUGGACAACUGAAGGCACACAUGAGAACUCACACAGUAGAGAAACCUUUCAGCUGCUCAGUUUGUGAUGAAAAACUUGUGCACAAGGACCAUCUGAAGUCACUUGUGAUAACUCAUACAGGAGAGAACCCUCUUUAGUUCUGUAAAUCUGACCCAUCACAUGGCACGU